Molecule: messenger RNA, 2567 nt
Organism: Bubalus bubalis (water buffalo)
Lineage: Eukaryota; Metazoa; Chordata; Mammalia; Artiodactyla; Bovidae
Gene: ECM1
Product: extracellular matrix protein 1
Exons: 11
Coding region: 586-2463 (625 amino acids)
Biological process (GO): signal transduction; regulation of bone mineralization
Cellular component (GO): extracellular region
Source: RefSeq, a predicted model, not a curated record
AGUAAACUUGAAGCUAGUGGUGUAUGUCUUCAUCUCUGAUUCCUGACAGGGACAUGAAAGGGAAUUUGACUCUGUCUCCCUCUCUUUUGUCCUAGGGGCUUGGGGGUUUGAGAACGGGCAUUCCAGAGCUCUCCCUGUUUUGGGAGCUCCAGUUUGGAGGGUGUUCCCGUCUCAACUCCUCAGUGCCCUGUUGCACACCUCAGUUCAGCAGGUUGUCAGAUGCAUUCUCCACAGAAGGCAGCACGCAAACGGAGAAGUUGGGGCACAGAAUAAGGCCUCGGACCUCUCUUUCUCCAGGAUUCUCAAAAUCAGUUUCUUCUGGAGUUGGGUGCACCUCUGUUCUCAGUCCUCUCAGGAGACUUCAGGGUGAGUGCAAGAGGAGGAGUGGCUGGGACUGAGUCAUGGCAGGAAGCUGAGGAGGGCGGGAGCUGUCUCUCGUAGCCUAUAAAGAGGAGAAGGAACCGGCCCUGAAGUUCACAAUAGCAGUAACAGCAACUGGACAGGCAGGCUCCCAUCUGCCUGGCCCUUCAAUCAGAUCUGCCUGAGAGGACGCACUGGUGGCCGCCCACCUGUACCUGCCCCAGGAUGGGGACCAUGUCCGGAGCAGCCUUGGUCUUGGCCUGUUUAACUGUUGCUUCUGUGGCCUCUGAUAGAGGUUUCAAGGCUCCGGGGCAGAGAGAGCUGGGGCCACAGCCCCUGACCCACCCCCUUCAAGAAGUGGGCUAUGCUGCACCCCCUUCCCCACCUCUGAGCAGAGCCCUCCCCCAGGGUCACCCUCGCACCUCCCAGCAUAGCCUGCACUUUGAGGGACAGAGUGAAGUGCAGGCCUCUCCCUCACAGGACGCCAUCCCCCUCCAAGAGGAGCUGCCCGCUCCCCAGCUCCCUGUGGAAAAGAAAGGGGGUCCCCCUCUCCCUCAAGAAGCCAUCCCCCUCCAAGAGAAGCUGCCCGCUCCCCAGCUCCCUGUGGAAAAGAAAGGGGGUCCCCCUCUCCCUCAAGAAGCCAUCCCCCUCCAAGAGGAGCUGCCCCCUCCCCAGGUUCCCAUUGAACAGAAGGAAGUCAGUCAUUCUGAAGGUAAGAGCCACAAAUUCAUUUCUUCUCUUUUUCUUCUGUAUCCUCCCAACCCUUUCUCCUCAACUGCAAGUUCUCUCAAUCCUCCCAAUUUAAUCCAGCCUUUCACUGUCCCUCUACAUAUUCCCCCUUCCCACUCUGUUUUCCCCAUUCUAGAAAAGCCAGCUCCCUCCAUGGACCACAGCCCCCCAGAACCCGAGUCCUGGAAUCCAGCCCAGCACUGCCAACAGGGCCGACCCCGACGUGGCUGGGGCCACCGACUGGAUGGCUUCCCCCCUGGGCGGCCUUCCCUGGACAAUCUGGACCAGAUCUGCCUUCCUAGUCGUCAGCAUGUGGUAUACGGCCCUUGGAACCUGCCACAGACUGGCUUUUCCCACCUCAGCCGUCAGGGUGAGACCCUCAAUUUGCUGGAGACUGGAUAUUCCCGCUGCUGCCGCUGUCGCAACCGCGCAAACCGCUUGGACUGUGCAGAACUCGUGUGGGAAGACGCAGUGACCCGGUUCUGUGAGGCCGAGUUUUCGGUCAAGACCCAACCCCAUGGGUGCUGCAAAAAGCAGGGGGAGGCUCGAUUAUCCUGCUUCCAGGAGGAAGCUCCCCGGCCACACUACCAGCUCCGGGCCUGCCCCAGCCACCAGCCUGGUAUUUCCUUGGGCCCCGAGCUGCCCUUUCCCCCUGGGCUACCCACAGUGGACAAUAUCAAGAACAUCUGCCACCUAAAACGCUUCCGCUCGGUGCCACGCAACCUCCCAGCCACGGACUCCAUCCAAAGGCAGCUGCAGGCCCUGACCCGGCUGGAGGCGGAGUUCCAGCGCUGCUGCCGGCAGGGGAACAACCACACCUGUACCUGGAAGGCCUGGGAGGAUACCCUCGAUGGGUACUGUGACUGGGAGCAGGCUAUAAAGACCCACCACCACUCGUGUUGCAACUACCCCCCUAGCCCCCUCCGCGAUGAGUGCUUCGCCCGUCGGGCUCCUUAUCCCAACUAUGACCGGGAUAUCUUGACCCUUGACCUCAGCCGAAUCACCCCCAACCUCAUGAAUCACCUCUGUGGAAACCGAAGAGUUCUCAGCAAGCACAAGCAGAUUCCUGGGCUGAUUCAGAAAGUGACUGCCCGUUGCUGUGACCUGCCAUUCCCAGAGCAGGCCUGCUGUGCUGAGGAGGAGAAAUCAGCCUUUAUUGAUGAGCUGUGUGGUUCCCGACGUAACUUCUGGCGAGACUCUGCCCUCUGCUGUAAACUGAGUCCUGGGGAUGAACAGAUCAACUGCUUCAACACAAAGUAUCUGAGGAAUGUGGCUCUAGUGACUGGGGACACUAGGGAUGCCAAGGGCCCCAGGGAGCAGGGCCCAACUCAGGGAACAAAUAGCAGCCCCACCUCUGAGCCCAAGGAAGAGUGAGUCACCCCAGAGCCUUGGAGGAUCAGAUUGGGGGAACCCCACCCCACCCCACCCCACCCAUAUGGAAUACGCAUUACAGUAAACACCUCUUGUAUUUGGCCUCA